GUACCGUCUCACUUCUUCUCUUAUUCGUUUGCACUGAAGCCGGACUGGUCUCGCAAGUAUGCCCUUCAGUCAGAGAUACAUCAAUAUUUCACUCAAGUAGCAGCUCAAUACGAUAUCCCCAAACAUGUUCGGCUUGCGAGUCUUGUUGAGAAGGCUUCUUGGGAUGGGGCGUCCGGCAUGUGGCACGUCACGGUUCGAGAUCUUCAUACAUCAGAAGUAACAGAAUGCCGCAGCAGAAUCUUGAUAUCUGCGGUCGGUACACUCUCUGUCCCCAAGAAAUGCACCAUUCCAGGCGCUUCAAGCUUUGAUGGGAAGAUCUUCCACACGGCACAGUGGGACCAUACAUUUGACUGGAAGGGCAAAGACCUUGUUGUGGUCGGAAAUGGAUGUUCUGCGACACAGAUAAUCCCAGAGGUCAGCUCAGGGCCAGGAGCAGCCAAAACUGUGACACAAUUCUGUCGGCAGGCACAUUGGCUUGCCGAACGCCCAAACCCAGAAUACUCUGCCCUUUUCAAGUGGACAAUGGAAUGGGUUCCUCUGGCGAUGCGAAUCUACAGAGCAAAGCUAUACUGGAACCAGGAGCGCGAGUUUGCGGGCUUCGACAUAGGAACAGGAGCUGAGAUCCGCAGAGGCUGGUCGAACGAAGCCUCUGACUACAUCCGUGCGAAUGCGCCCGCCCAAUAUCGAGACUUUCUCGUGCCCAAAACAGAGAUUGGGUGCAAGCGGCGCGUCAACGAUACUGGCUACCUAGCUAGUCUGCACCAGAACAAUGUCAAGCUCAUAUAUGACGACCCGGUGGAGGAAAUUGUAUUGAAUGGCGUUCGGACGAAAGCCGGAAAGAUUGUUCAUGCUGAUGCAAUUGUGCUGGCCCAAGGUUUCGCGACGCAACAGCCUUUUGGGACACUGCAGAUCUUUGGUGAAGGAGGCAUCAGCAUCCAAGACCAUUGGAGUAAAACCAGCGAGGGAGUUCCUUCGGCAUAUCUGGGCACGUGUCUUUCAGCAUUCCCAAAUUUUUUCAUCAUGAUGGGUCCCAACACUCUCAGCGGGCAUCUCUCUGUUAUCUACACCACAGAAUGCCAGAUUAACUUUACACUGCGAAUUAUCAGGCCCAUACUCAAUGGAAUGAGGCAAAGGACCGCGGCGCUGGCAGCUUGCAGACCUACCUGCGAUAUCGUGUCUGUCAAACCUUCAGCCGAGAAGGAAGACAUCGAUACGGUUCAGCAAAAGGCCGGAAACCUUGUCUGGGCAACAGGGUGUACAUCUUGGUUUAUUGACAAGGGCACCAAGAGAAAUUCCAUCAUGUUUCCAGAUUGGCAAUACAAGUUCUGGCUGAGAAGCGUCUUUAUCGCUUGGGAUGACUUCGUCUACACAUCAGACAGGUCUAGUUCAAAGGCUGUGAACGAGAGGAACGGAAAGCGGCUGUAUUUGGGCAUCGUCGCUGGCGGCAUCCUCGCAUUCGGGGCCUUUUAUUUCCACCGUCACAGGCUUUGCACCUAUGUUUUGCCUUGCAACUGA
This is a messenger RNA of Trichoderma reesei QM6a, 1515 nucleotides long. RefSeq lists its product as uncharacterized. The annotation marks the transcript as partial. NCBI's taxonomy places the organism in Eukaryota, Fungi, Ascomycota, Sordariomycetes, Hypocreales, Hypocreaceae. Gene Ontology annotation, molecular function: N,N-dimethylaniline monooxygenase activity; flavin adenine dinucleotide binding; NADP binding. The record is from RefSeq and is a predicted model, not a curated record. The transcript has 3 exons.